Messenger RNA from Lipotes vexillifer (Yangtze River dolphin), 585 nucleotides. Its product is annotated as transmembrane protein 11, mitochondrial-like. Gene Ontology annotation, biological process: inner mitochondrial membrane organization. The record is from RefSeq and is a predicted model, not a curated record. NCBI's taxonomy places the organism in Eukaryota, Metazoa, Chordata, Mammalia, Artiodactyla, Lipotidae. The coding region runs from base 1 to 585 and encodes 194 amino acids. Gene Ontology annotation, cellular component: mitochondrial inner membrane. The transcript has 2 exons.
AUGCGAUGCCGCAGCCGCCAUGCGGUGAGCUCCCGAGGGGCCGGGAGGCGAGCCGGGGCCCCCAGGCGGGUGUGGGCAUCCUGUCUCCAGCCAGCGUCCCCGAGGCCGCGCUCAGGCCAUGAGCACUCGGUGAAGCUGCGCCCGGACAGCGCGGUGGACUCCUUCUCGCGCUCUGAGGACCUUUACUUUAGACUUGAAUCUGAAAUCUCAGAAGAUUUUGGCCGCUGGAUCACCGUGGGCAACUGCCUGCACAAGACCACCGUGCUGGCGGACACCGCCUGCCUCUUCACCCCGCUGGCGCUGCCCCUGGAUUACUCCCACUAUAUCUCGCUGCCCGCGGGUGUGCUGAGCCUGGCCUCCUGCACCCUCUCCGGCAUCUCCUGGCAGUUCGACCCCUGCUGCAAGUACCUGGUGGAGUACGACGCCUACAGACUGUCCCGGCUGCCCCUGCACACACUCACCUCCUCCACCCUGGUGGUGCUGGUCCUGAAGGACGACUUGCACAGGAAGAGACUGCACAACACGAUAGCACUGGCGGCUCUCGUGUACUACGUAAAGAAGAUUUACGAGCUCUGCACUGUAUGA